ACACAGAAAGCACAGUCGAUGGCAGGGGAAGAGGUAAACAAAGAAAUCAUUCAUCUCCAAAGAGGACGGACUGCGAGCUCUGUUUGGUUAUCGGUUCAUGACAACUAUGAACAUCUAACCAACCACAAAUAUAUUUUCGAUUGAAACCAAUCUAUUGAGCCAUAUGAAAUAAAAUGUCACGGCUGCAGUUCAAUUUUCAACCUACAAAUUUUGACCUUGACUAUGACGAAGAACCAACAUUUCGCUAUGAGGCCAGCAGUGUCCAAUCUGAGUCUACAACAUCGACAGCGAGUUCCGAGACAUCAACAUCCGAGGAUGACAUCCUUAACGAAGACGUCUUCCAAGGUUUCCAGAACACACGCGGAAGUCUCUGGGGCGGAUUUAAUUUUAAAAUGUCAUCCCGCAGACCUAACCUUGAGUAUAAAAUCAAACUUGGACGGGUGUGGAAAUUUUUGGGACAAUUGUUUGUCAGUAUGCCUGUUGGUAUUCUUGUGAUAGUGAUUAGUUUCUGUUUACCUGCAACGUUAAUGGGUAUAUCCGUGUUAUACAUCAAACCAGUGCCCCAUUUUGACAUAUCCCUUGAUGCAUUUGAAAUUCCGAAUCAUGUGACUUCUCAAAGACAAGAAGCGUUGAAUUUGGCAAAGAAGGAGAUGGUAACUAGUUUAGCUAACUUCAAGAAAACGAAUGGAAAUAAUAAAGCAAGGAGAAGUAGGAGAAGUAUGGGAGGAAGUGCAAUAGAAAGAACUGCAGAUAAUUAUCUGCUUAAUAGCAGACAACAGAGAGAUGUUUUGACAUUCCAAACAAGGUCAUCCUUGUGGCGUAUGGAAGUAGUGUUUGUCGCACGCGGCGAUGAUGACUUAAAUAUUUUCACAGAAGAAAGAUUGUUAACGAUACAUGACAUUGAAAUGAAAAUUAUUAACCAAAAAGACUUUACGCGAUUUUGCUCGAGGUCGUUGUCAGCACGGAAGGACCCUGCUCUGGCUGUGAUCGACUACUGUUCACCUUUGAACUCCAUGAUGACCUACUUCUUUCCAAGCAAAACUGGAAAUAAUAUCAGGUAUGAUGGUAUGGGAACUGAACUGGCAGACAUAGAGGGAGCUUUGGAAAAGGCAAUGUCAAGCGAAGACGUGUACUAUUAUGUUGAUCAAAACAUGAACAGUACAAACAGACGAAGCUCUUUGUUACGUACAGAGGUGUUAUUUGGUGAGCCAAUUGGUGAAUCGUGGGACCCGAUCUUAAGCAAGGAAGAGCAGAAGGCCGAAUUUCACAAAUUUAUUAUCACUUACAUUGAUCUGUUAGAAACGCAAUCUACAAGCAAAGUAAAAGUCUUGUACGGAGGGACAGAAAUUUUUGACUAUGAAGUCCAGUCAACUCUGCAUCAUGACCUACGUCUGAGUAUCAUCACUCUGGUUCUCAUUGUUGUCGUUCUCCUCAUCCUCACAUCGUUCUCUCUUUGGUUAACAACUUGGGGAAUUUUAAGUGUUCUUCUAAGUUUCUGCUGGGCCUUCGCUCUGUAUCGCAUGGUCUUCAUGAAGACUGCUCUUGGCAUGUUGAAUGCUGUGUCUGUUUUUGUUGUAAUCGGUAUUGGCGUGGAUGAUGUGUUUGUCUUCAUGAAUACGUAUCGUCAAGCAAGUCACUUACAAGAGCCUGCCCUCAGGAUGGGUUACACCAUCAAGACAGCCGGUAUUGCAACCUUCUUCACAUCGGCUACCACCGCUGGCGCCUUCGCUGCUAACAUGGCUUCUCAGAUUCCUGCCAUACAUGAUUUUGGUCUUUUCAUGAGUUUAAUUGUAUCCUUCUGCUGGUUCACAGUUGUCACCAUCAUGCCAUCAGCGCUCAACCUGUGGGGGCGCUAUUUCCUUUGCGAAUCUGCUCUAUUGAAGAAAUGUAGCGGUGGUGAUGGAUCAUCACAUUUGUACCGUGUUCUUGCUGAUCAUGAACAAGAGCAAGCAGUGCCCUCUAAUGGAAGCGUCAACUCACAAGCAGACGACAGCGACAUUCAAAUGCUUAAUAUUGAGGAUGAUUGUAUUCACCAAGAUUUGCUUGAUGAUGAUGAUGUUGCACUUAUUGAUGUUUCAACGACAUCACCUGUUGAGAGUUCUCGUGGCAACCAGAAGGACUGGGCCGUGUCAAAUCUCAGUAAAGGGUUAGAGGUUUUUCUGGCUCAAUUUGUGGCGGAGCCUGUUAAGAGAUUUAGAGUUUGGGUCAUAGUUGGCUUUCUGGUAAUUCUUGGUGUCUCCAUGGGGCUAGUACUUCAAAUACAACCGGCUUCACAACCUCCAACAUUUUACAGCGAGGACAGCAACCUCCAGGAGCUGAUGGACUUAGCCUACAACUUAAGCAGUAGCAACAUCCACUGUUCUUAUUGCUCUGGUUUCUACCAGUCUCUGCCUCAGGUAAUCCCCGGAAGUUCUCCGACAAAAGCACCAUCAGAUCACGGUAAGAAAGUUGCGACAGAGGUUCCGUCGUCUGCCGGAGUCACGCAUGAUGUUCAUCGGAAUGUGGUCACUAAUUUUCCUCACAUAACUUUGUUGAAAACGGCUAACGCGACAUCUCGUGCUACAACAACAGCACGUAAGUCUGCUGCAGUCACGUAUGAUGCUCAUCGGAAUGUGGCCACUAAUCAUUCUCACAUAACCUUGUUACCAACAGCUAAAGCGACCUCACCUGCUACGACAACUGCACGUAAGUUGGUAAAAAAAACCUGCUAUGAUAUUGUUUGUCCGAAUACACAACGAUGUCAUAUGUCUGAGAAGUCUGAGCCCGUUUGUUCGUGUGACUUUCACUGUAAUACCGUUGGACCGGAGAUCUGCGCCUCAAACGGCAUGACAUAUACCAAUGAAUGCUUAUUCAAGCAAGUCAAGUGUGAGAUGAACCGGAAAAUGACGGUGGUACACAUUGGGAAGUGUGUCAAUGAGUCUCCUAAUCCACCACAAUACAUUCCUACAUUCGGGCCACCUCUUGUUCCACCAGGGAAAAAUCGUGAUGGAAGUGGUGAGGAUGAAAAUAGUUCACCUGGAAAGGGAUAUAAUCCAUGCCAGGGAAAAUCCUGCGGAGAUGCAGCACAGAGGCCAAUCGUAGACAGUAUGGCUAUGGUAUAUGUGGUAUUCGGGAUAGAGGGCAUCAACAACGAGAACAAAACUAAUGGGAAGCACGUUCUUGAUGAAAAUAAGGGCGAGGUAAUAUACACAAGUUCAUUUAACUUGUUGGAUGGAGAUACGAUUCAAGCACUUUGCCGAAUAUGUCGCGAGUUGGGUACAAAUCAGGACCUGGUCUCUGAAGGGGGUGCAGAAUGUUUUCCAAGCAAUAUGGAGGAUGUGGUUCCUCCUAUUGGAGAAUGUAACAAUCUUCCUGCGGCACGAUUAUUGAAAGGGCAACAUUCCAAAAGUGCCAUCGGCAUAGAUAAAGACAAGAACCCAAUCUGGUAUACAAUGGCUUUUGAAUCUAAAAUUUACAUGGGAAAAUCCUCCUUCUUGGCCUACAAUGAUUACCUCCUUUGGGAAGCUGCAAUCCAGGAGCAAGUAGACAAGCUUAGCCCAACAGAAGCUCCUCAACUAGGCUCAAUGUUCCAGACAUGUGAAUACUGGCAGCAAGUUUUUAUGGAAAUUAUUGGAGUCACUAGUGCAGUGUAUGGCCUCGCAUUCUCAUUGCUUGUCUGCAUAGUUGCUGUGGUGAUAUUCACUGGCCAUAUUGUUCUAUUGUUUAUUGUAUUGAUGACAAUAUUUGGUGUCAUUCUUCUGGUCGUGGCAAUGUUCUACUUAAUGGGUUGGCAGAUGGGUGCAGUAGAGGCAGUGUCGUUAUCUAUCCUAGUGGGGUCAUCGGUUGACUAUUGUGUCCAUUUAGUUGAGGGGUAUCUGAUGGCAGGUGAGCUUGCCCCAGCCAGUAUAAAAUCAGAUAACAAGGCUCUUCGCAGUUGGCGUACAUCUCAGGCAAUUAGCAGCAUUGGCGUUUCCAUUUUCAGUAGCGCCCUCACCACUAUUAUUGCAGCUGUUCCACUCUGCUUUACGAUCAUCCAACCGUUUUCAAAAUUCGGUAAAAUAGUCGCGAUGAAUACGUUUCUAUCUAUCCUGUACACGAUGACAGCGUGUGCCGCAUUCCUGAGCUGUUUUGCCCCUGCAAAAUAUAAAUGGAGCCUAAAGUGGUUUAUCGUUUCCAGCCUCAUUGUGAUUGUCUUAAUCGGUGCAGGAAUUGGUGGUUUGUAUGGGCUACACCUAAAAGGUGUUAAAAUUCCAGGGCCUUCAGGCUCUGAACUAUUUUAAAGUCUUAUAAAGUGGUUAGUGCAAUUUUAUGUGCAAAUAAUUCCAGAUAGCAACUCCUAUUUUUUUUUAAAGACUGCAUAUUAUUCGUAAACAUCUUAGUUGUGAUUUGAAAUUUAUAAUUUUAAGAAAUAAUCCAUUUCACAACAGUUGUAGAAUAUUUUUUUAUGUUUUUUUAAAAAUAAUUUACUAAUUUUUGUUUUCUAUCAUCUUAAGUACCAAUGAGUUUAAUUUCACAUUAAACACAUAAAUUAAUUGAUUAAUUACAUAACAGAUGUCAACUAUUUUAAAAAUUAUUUUAUUCAGAUUUAUUCAUCUUUGUUAAAAAAAAACAAAAAAACAUACAGGCCUGAGGUAAUGUUGAGGUUUACAAUAACAUCAGUUAAUUAAUUAUUUGCUCACUUAUUGAAUUACUGGUUAUUCAGGGAUGCCCUAUGUUUUGAAGUUUAAUUUACUUGGCUUCCAAGUGCUGAGUAUUGAGUCCACAUCUCAGCAACAGGGUUUCUUCAUAAACCUUUGAUUAAACGUCUUUAGAGCACUGAUAAUCAUACCCACAUAAUCAUCGUAGCUUUAAGAUUCAGCCUUUUCAUUGAUAUAAGGUAUUGUAAGAAACAACCUCAAUUACGUAGAUUUCUAUGUUAAUAAACUCUCAUUCUUUUUACAGCACAAAGUAUUUCAUUCAUAAUGCAUCAUACAUAUUCAGAAUGUUUAUAGCAAAUUCUACAAUUAAAGGUGAUUUAGAUGAACAUAUUUUUUAAUGGUUAUCAAAAUAUACAUACAUUAGCAAUAUAAAAAUAUGCAUGUGUGUUGUUUCACAAUUUAUGAAUAUGUAUGUGGUGUUUAGCAACUCAUGAAUAUGCAUAUAUAAGUUAGGCUAUGAAUACUUAUGUAGGCUGUAGCAAUAAAUAUGCAUAUGCAUAUGUGGCAUUUAACAAUUAAUAUAUAUUUGGUUGUACUAUAAAUAUGCAUAUUUGGGGUUAAAACUAAUGAAUAUACAUAAUAUGUACAGGUGGUGUAUAUGAAAAUAAUUACAUACAAGAGAAGAACAAUAACAUUGAAAAUGUGAAGAACAGUGAACAAUGAAAGCAGCUAAUGGUUUAUAUACAGUAAUUGUGUAUACAACAAUAUUUAAUAUUAUAUUGUGCAAUCACAGUAGUGUUCAUGAGUAUUCAUCAGUUACCUGAUGAAUACUCAUUAGUAUGCGUGCAUAGCAAAUAUGUAUUAAAAUUCAUUGUGAUUUUUAAGAAAAAUUCAAUCACAUUAGGCUUUAGGGAAACAUAACUGAUUGAUGAAAUUUAUACUAAUGGUAAAUUUUUGAUUACUAUGUUUAUUGGAUAAUUUAUAACAAUGUUGGAGUUUCAGUAUACAUUAGUGUGAGUGGACCUCUUUUCAUGAGCCAAUAUUCAUGACCUGUUGGUUAAUAAGAUUAUAUUGUUAAUUUUCCAGCUGCAUUCUUUGGUAACAUAUUAGCAAAUCCUAUGCUUGUGUGGGCUGCAUACUACCAUAUUAAUUUAAUUGUCUCAAAGCUCUCCUGUUUACGAAAACUUAAUGCGGAUCACGGUUUUUAAGUCUUCAAUUUAGGUUUUUAAUAUGUUUUAAUAAAAUUAUUUUUAUUGUGGAACUGGGUUUAAAUGGUCUGUUACAGGGCUGACUUCGCUUAAGAAUUAUCAACACACAAUAUGUUGUAGGCUAUUAAAGGAGGUUACGAUUAGAGCAAGAUAUAUAUUUUUUGAAGAAAACAUUUUUUUUGAAAAAAAAGGUUUCCCCCUUUUUUUAGGAAAGAACAAUGUGCAUGAAUUUACUAAUGCAUGCAGGACCUUUGAGACAAACAGUUAAAAUAAUAUGGCCUUAUAUAAAGAGUAAUAUUUUUUUUAUAUUUUUCAAAUAUUUAUGUCUAUUUUUGCUGCACUGUAUAUUCUCCUAUUUUGGUACAAGAUCAAGUAAAUUAUUUAAGAAAUUUGUUAUGAAAAAAUGGCUUGCUUUGUAUAGUUGAUUUUAUAUACUUUCAUACUACUGUAUAUGUUAUUAAUUUUGAUAAUAUAAUGAAUAUAUAGCAUAAUAUUAAUUGUAAUAUAUUACAUACAUGUGAUAUAUUAUAUACAAACAUAACUUCCAGGUUAAAAAAUUGUCCCAAUGGUAUUUCGUAUACUAUAGAAAUUGAUAUUUAAAACUAUGGGACGCUGUCAUGUUUUAAAGUUUAUCUGUUUAUCUAACUGCUCAGCUGCUUAUAUGCUUCCCCACCAAUAGUUUUUUAAUGUUUGAGGUAAAUAUGAUAAAGAGACGAAGUAGUUAUUUUCUUUUUCAUCUGUGCAUUAUUAAGAGUAUUUGUGUUGAGAGGUAUUAAAUUUUUUUAGUGAAGUUAAUUUUUGGCGAGUUUUUAAGUUUGUCGUAUUGUUCAUGUAUGCUAUAUAUAAUGGUUUUGUUGAAGCAGCUAAUAAAAAUAUCAACACAGAAA
Molecule: messenger RNA, 6711 nt
Organism: Anneissia japonica
Lineage: Eukaryota; Metazoa; Echinodermata; Crinoidea; Comatulida; Comatulidae
Product: protein dispatched homolog 3-like
Exons: 17
Coding region: 174-4259 (1361 amino acids)
Cellular component (GO): membrane
Molecular function (GO): protein binding
Source: RefSeq, a predicted model, not a curated record